Molecule: messenger RNA, 596 nt
Organism: Elgaria multicarinata webbii
Lineage: Eukaryota; Metazoa; Chordata; Lepidosauria; Squamata; Anguidae
Product: DNA-directed RNA polymerases I, II, and III subunit RPABC5
Exons: 3
Coding region: 155-358 (67 amino acids)
Biological process (GO): transcription by RNA polymerase I; transcription by RNA polymerase II; tRNA transcription by RNA polymerase III
Cellular component (GO): RNA polymerase I complex; RNA polymerase III complex; RNA polymerase II, core complex
Molecular function (GO): DNA binding; zinc ion binding
Source: RefSeq, a predicted model, not a curated record
UCUAGCGAGGGGCGAAGCACGAGGCUUCGGCCGUCCACGCUGCUGCGCCAGCAAUUGGCAGCCAUCCGGGGGCGAGAGGAAGGCGGCAGAGCGGGAAGAAGGUGACUGGUGAGAGCCCGGGAAAUUGGGGCAUUUCUUUCCAGGCCACCUCACCAUGAUCAUCCCCGUUCGAUGUUUCACCUGCGGCAAAGUCGUGGGCAACAAGUGGGAGGCAUACCUGGGCCUCUUGCAGGCUGAAUACACGGAAGGGGAUGCUUUGGACGCCCUCGGCCUGAAGCGCUACUGCUGCCGACGGAUGCUUCUGUCGCAUGUGGAUUUGAUUGAGAAGCUGCUGAACUAUGCACCCUUGGAGAAGUAGCAUUGGCAUUCCAGAAUAGAGCCACAGGAGUGGGGCUGGAAAAUCUCUCUCUCUCUCUCUGAUGUGCAGACACAUACACUCAUUUCCUGCAAUUUGAUGGGCUUUUCUGGUAGUUUGGGAGGGUGAUUUGGAUUCCUAAAUUUGUGUCAAAACCAGGCCUCGCCACUAGAAGGUGCCGUUAUGCAAUGAAGGAUUCCGUCUCGUAUUUCAGUCAUGUGCAAUAAAGCGUUAGGAAGCA